Bipolaris maydis ATCC 48331 is the source of this 1262-nucleotide messenger RNA. RefSeq lists its product as uncharacterized. NCBI's taxonomy places the organism in Eukaryota, Fungi, Ascomycota, Dothideomycetes, Pleosporales, Pleosporaceae. The record is from RefSeq and is a predicted model, not a curated record.
UAUAAGGAGCUUCGCGAACCCCAGAAUACAUAUUAAGUUAUUAUCUGGAUGUUAUUUCUCCGAUCGCCAUUCGUCGCUUGGCUCAAACAUGCAAUUUAUUGCGGCAAUAUUUUGCAUGCUUCUCGCCGUUCUCGGCUUCAAAUCGUUACACCUCUUCGCGACGUCCAAUGGAUUGUUAGGACACCUGGAGCGCAUAAUCACGAAUAAGUCCACCCCGGCAGGAAAACCUCUACGUAAUUUGACCACUGGCGGCCGUUUCCCACGGAUCGAUCUUCAACUCAAUGCGGUUGCGACGUUCCUUUUACUCUCUUGUGAAGAUUACUCAGAGCUAGAUGUGAAUCUUGUAGGCUUCUGGUUUGAUCUAUCAUGGGGUCCUUCGUGGAUUCUGAUUGUAUUGGAGAGUUUCAGGGAGUACAGUCGAAGCCGACUGAUGUCUUGGAUCGCAAUCCCGGGACUCUUCAUCUUCAAUCAGUCACACGCUAUAUUUACUUCUCUUUACCUGGCAAUCAGAUUAAUCGUUGCAGUUCCGGCGACCACAGAAGAAAGUCUGAUGAUUGAUGCCAUCCACGUCCAUGCGAUUCCCUGGAGCUUCUUAUUAGGUUAUAUCCUGCCAAUAUCUCUCAUGGCGCUGCCUGGAGUGACCAUUUAUAAUCUUAACACACAACACACGCUCGCAUCGUUCUAUCAGCAGUGGCAUCUUUACAUUAGUUUGGUCCAUGCUCUGCUGGUGACAUUAUGGACCCAUACAGGAUCGAUGGGCAGAUUUGAAGACGAAGAUUCCAAGACCUCAUUAUCCACAGUCAGGCCAGUUUACGUUCUAGCCUUCACCAUGGCUGUCAUCUCAGUUUGGGGUCCGAUCCUUGUCUCCUUGACCAUCCGUGCAUUGCAUCGGAUCCGCAAAGCACGUCCGUCUAGCUACAAGAAUCUCCAGCUUUCCAGUAUAUUCAUACCACCUUCUCCAUGGAGCAACUUGAAGUGCAAAAAUGCUUUUGAGGGAGGAAAAUGGCUUCUUCAAUGGGACGGUAUAGUUGGAGGACUCAGUUCCGCAGUUUGGGCAGUCGCCUUGUACGCUGAAGCUCGCAGUGCGGUCGAGCCACAGGAGGCGUUAGGGUCAUUUUGCACGAGGCUCAUGUGGUAUAUGGUUUUAGGCGGGCCUAUAGGUGUUGCGACAGGAGCCUUAUGGGAAAGAGACAUGCUGGUUUUGCAACGGAUCUGAAAUUUUGGUGGCUUAAAACACUGAGCAAACGGUUUCCGUAUAUCCG